Messenger RNA from Capsicum annuum, 1822 nucleotides. Its product is annotated as casparian strip membrane protein 1-like. NCBI's taxonomy places the organism in Eukaryota, Viridiplantae, Streptophyta, Magnoliopsida, Solanales, Solanaceae. Bases 75 to 716 code for a protein of 213 amino acids. The record is from RefSeq and is a predicted model, not a curated record. The transcript has 3 exons.
UCCACUUUGUUAUUCUCAUCACAAGCAAGCAAAACCAUUAGGCAUUGAAGAAUCAAGAAAACAAAAGCAUCAAAAUGGAUAAAAGUGAGCCAACCAAGAUUGAGAUGGGAGAGAAUAGCAAAUUAGAGAGGAAAGUAGGAAAAGCCCCACUAUUAGGAUCACCUUCUCAUGCUAUUUCAAGUGCUGCAGUUCCAACUAAAAGAGCUGGUAGUUACAAAAGAGGCAUUGCUAUUUUUGAUCUAAUCUUGAGAAUUGCUGCUGUUGCUACUUCCAUUGGUGCUGCUGUUGGCAUGGCUACUGCUGGUGAAACUCUUCCAUUCUUUACUCAGUUCUUUCAAUUCGAAGCUGGCUACGACGAUCUUCCUACUUUUACGUUCUUUGUGGUAGCUAUGUCAAUUGUGGUUGCCUAUCUAGUCCUCUCCAUACCGUUCUCUAUAGUGUGCAUUGCGCGCUCUCAUGUCGUUGCUCCAAGGCUCCUCCUCAUCAUCUUUGACACCGCGAUUGUGACAUUGACAACAUCAGCAGCAGGGGCAUCAGCUGCCAUAGUGUACUUAGCACACAAUGGUAACCAAGAUGCUAAUUGGCUUGCAUUUUGUAACCAAUUUGGUGAUUUUUGCCAAACAACUAGUGGAGCUGUGGUGGCUGCCUUUAUCACUAUUGUCCUCUUGCUCAUCUUGAUUCUUUUGUCUGCUAUUGCUCUUAACAGAAGACAUUAAUCAAGAUGCAACGACCAAAAAAAUAUUGUAAUUUAUUUUAAUCUUUGUAUUUUCCUUCAUGUUACUUUUGUAAUUUGUACCUUUGUUAAAGUGUCCAUUUAGUCUGAUAUGUUUUCAUUUUGGGUGAGGGGGAGUGUGUGCUUGUAUUGUUGUGUUGGUGUCCCUAGCUUUAAAUUUCAUUAAAAAAGGGAAAGACAAAAAUUAUAACAUUACAAUUGGUGAACUACUGAAAUUUUUAUAUUUUGAUUUGUAACUUUCUUGUGGGUUUUUCUCCCUCUAUUCAAAAUUAAAGAUAUAUGUAUUCUUUUUACCAUGUCUAUACAAAUUCUCUUGAUAUCUAAUUUGUGGUAAGUCACGUUCCGCAGAGAUGUCGAACUUGCAUAUUGUAAAUCACGCUUAGCAACUACAACUUAUAACCCAACUCUAUCCCCAAAUCCACAACCAAAUUCCACUAAUCGAGAAAAUUUUAAUAGACCUCAACUUUCAACUGAUUAGUGAGAGUUCCCAUUUCCCCUUUCUAAUUCCCUCCCUCAUUUCUGGAGGUGCGUAUUGGUCGGUUUCGUUUGAUUUUGUGCAUUAUCAAUUUGAUUUAUUGAUUUUCGAUUUGUAAACACGCUAAAUCAAUAACCGAAUCAAUAAGAUAUUUUGGUCUUUAUUGGAUCGUUUUCGAUUUAACUAAUAAGAAAAUACUCCGAGUUUUGAACCAAAAUCAUCCUUAUUAUUUCACCCAAACUUUAACUUCAUCCUUAUAAUAUUUCACUUUAACUUGAAACAUUCUUUAAAUUUUAAAAAACUUGACCAAAAACAUACCUCUGUUAUAUUUUCCAUCCAUUCCUAAGGGAAGAUUGUUUAUUCAUGUGACACAUUUCUUUCUUCUUCCAUAUCUAAUUCUAAGGGGAGUAUUAUACGACACAAGCUUCUGUCUUUUUUUUUUUUUUUUUGGAGAGUUUUCAUUCUCUCCCCUCCAAAGGGCCAUAGAAAUUAAAAUUAUCUUCUCCAGUGAAAUUUGUCCUAUGUGUAGCUUUAUUUGUUGUGAUAUUUUGUGGUUAGUAUGAUAGGAGUAAAUAAUAGUAAUAAAAUCAUGGUAUAUUUAAUUGAUAGAAUUA